Molecule: messenger RNA, 1278 nt
Organism: Cotesia glomerata
Lineage: Eukaryota; Metazoa; Arthropoda; Insecta; Hymenoptera; Braconidae
Product: putative ankyrin repeat protein RF_0381
Exons: 2
Coding region: 1-1278 (425 amino acids)
Molecular function (GO): protein binding
Source: RefSeq, a predicted model, not a curated record
AUGGCAGUGAACAGUUGUGAUGUAAAAUUGAUCCAAAAUUUACUGAAAUUUGGAGAUUUUAAUGUUAACUCAAUAUUUUCUUGGGAUCGUUACAGACAAAUAAGUGUCCUUCAGUUCGCAAUUUUAAACUCAUGCGACGAACUCAUUGACUUUUUGUUGAAAAAUCACGUUGAGUUGAACAUCAGCACUAAUUUUUUGGGAACGGCGCUUCACGUGGCGAUCAAGCAAAAGAAUCUUGAUGUCGUGAAGAAGCUAGUAUCUUCCGGAGCUGACAUCAACAUAAUGCCAAGCCAUUAUGAAACUCUGCCACCACUUCACCGAGCCAUUGAAAGUGGCACCCAUGACAUCACCGAGUUUUUAGUGAAGUCAGGAGCCGACGUAAAUUUGGUAGCUUACAAAGCCAAAUUAACAUUGGGGUGGUGCAACUGCUCUCCUUUAAACUUGGCAAUUUUAUUAACGAAUGUUCCUGUGGUUGAAUUGCUAUUGAAGCACAACGCCAUCAUCGAUCAAGGAUCCAACGAACUACGUUCUUCUCUACUAUUGGCUGUAUUAAGCAGAUACGAUAUUGAGAUUUUCCAAAUUCUGGAGAAGUUUGGAGCGAAGUUCGAGAUAAUCAAGGACGGUAAAUACACUGAGGAGUUCAUUAAAACUGUGACGCAAGAUAAUGUCGAAAUUUUUAAGAUUUUUGUUAAAAAGCGUGACAAUUUUUUGGACAUUUCUGCUUUGAACGGUGAUACCAUAGCUGAUCUAGUUGUUGCAUUAGGCAGUAAUAAAAAUAUUUUACGAUACUUACUGGACUAUGGGAUAAACGUUAAUAAGGUUAACAAGAAUAAUUUAAGUUUGCUUGAUGCCACCAAAAAAAUAAAUAUUCUCCAGACUCUUAUUUAUAAUCUACCAGGGGAUGAGUCUUUAGAAAUAAUAGAAAUGAUCGAGAAUCAUAUCAUCAAGUUAUCCGUAGCCGGUUUAUAUGUUAACGAAAAGAAUUCAAAAGCUGUAAAUAGUGAGCAUUUUAAAUCGUGCCUAGUUAAAAAUUUACAUAAAUUAGCUGUAGGGUUAAGACAUUCAGACUUUUGUUUUAACACAGAGACAGUAUUAGAUGAAUUUCCGGUGUAUGGUAGCAUUAUGAUUGAAAAAUUGAGAAGAGCGGUUAAGAGAAAAGAGCUGCUGAAUAAUGCAACAGAGUUGUACCAUAUUUUAUAUAAGGAUUUACCAGAUUUAGUUAUUAGAAAUAUUUUUAAUUAUUUGAAUGACGAAGAUUUAAAACUUUUGAGUCAAUAA